This is a messenger RNA of Mollisia scopiformis, 688 nucleotides long. RefSeq lists its product as uncharacterized. The record is from RefSeq and is a predicted model, not a curated record. The annotation marks the transcript as partial. The transcript has a single exon. Lineage: Eukaryota; Fungi; Ascomycota; Leotiomycetes; Helotiales; Mollisiaceae.
UCAGAUGAAGCCUUUCUUUCAGAAGCACUAGCUUUCACCCAACAGACACCCCAGACUCCCUUUCAAAUCACUAGACUACAAUCCCCAAUCGCUAUCCCCCAAACAAUAGCUGCAAUGGGCGGAUCUUUCCUUCGAGCUUGGGCACCUAUGCUCCGAAGCCACGACAUCUCAAUCGUGCAAUUCAUCGCGUUCAUCGACAAUCUCAACGUCGUCUCAACAGCCAGUCCUCCUUUGCAAGCGAUGAGUCUUGCCGGCGGAGUUUUGGGUAUGGUACCUCACCAUUGGGCUAUGAUCGCAGGCAAUGUGAUUCAAACCACAGCAAACUUGGGGACAUUUGCUGUAAGCAAGGGAAGGACGGAACUAUACAUGAGGGAAGUCAAUGAGAAAAUGUUCAAGCCGAGAGGGUUGAAAGUCAGCAUCGCUAAGACUGAAGCGAUAAGAUCUGUUCUCAGAGUUCCAACCGGAAGACCCAUGUUGCCUCCGUUGAAUGCUCAAACGGUACAGAUGGGAAUUGCAGAACGAGUCUUGCUUCAGUUGUGGCCAUACAAUGCCGUCCUCGACUUGAACGUGCCUCCACCAGCGGAGCAGACAACUAUGUUGGCAAAGCUGAGCGCGAAGCAAAUUGCAGCACAGGCUAAGAGGAAUCAAUCGAAGUUGAUUAAGAAGCACGAGAAAGAUUUGAGGAAAG